AUGCUCGCAACACUCUUCUUCACAACAUUGCUGCUCUUGCUGGCAGCAGGUGGGCUCUGGGUGAAUGAAGUGGGCGGCGUACCUUCAGAUGGCGGGUCAGAACCGUGGUAUCCCAGUCCAAAAGGCGGCACAGUGUCAAAGUGGAAGGAGAGCUAUGCGAAAGCAGCGGAUAUGGUGGGACAAAUGACCAUUAUUGAGAAGGUGAACGUCACUACAGGCACUGGCUGGAGCAUGGGCAUGUGUGUGGGCAAUACAGCGGCGGUCGACAGACUAGGAUUUCCAAGUCUCUGCCUACAAGACGGACCGCUCGGACUGCGCUUCGUGGACAAUGCUACGGCGUGGCCAGCAGGCAUCACGACCGGCGCAACGUGGAACAAGGACUUGAUGUACCGCAGAGGACAAGCACACGGCUUCGAAGCAAAGAAGAAGGGGAUCAACGUCAUUCUCGGACCAUCGAUGGGGGCGCUUGGGAGAUUACCAGCAGGUGGACGAAACUGGGAAGGCUUCGGAGCAGAUCCCGUCUUGCAAGCUGUCGGUGCAGCUCAAACCAUCAAAGGCAUCCAAGACGCCGGAGUGAUGGCAACAGCAAAGCACUUUGUCGGCAACGAGCAGGAACACUUUCGCCAGAGCUUCGAGUGGGGUCUGCCGAACUCGCUCUCCUCCAACAUUGACGACCGCACACUGCAUGAGAUCUAUGCCUGGCCAUUUGCGGAGAGUGUCAGAGCCGGAGUUGCGAGUAUAAUGUGCUCGUACAACCAGGUCAACAACUCGUAUGCGUGCCAGAACAGCAAGCUCAUGAACGGGAUCUUGAAGGAUGAGCUGGGCUUUCAGGGCUUCAUCCAGAGUGACUGGCUGGCGCAGAGAGCGGGAGUGGCGUCAACACUGGCUGGACUGGACAUGACGAUGCCCGGAGAUGGAUUGAGGUGGCAGGAUGGCGAUACGCUGUGGGGCGGCGAGCUCACCAAGUCGGUGCUGAACGGGUCGGUCCCGAUGGAGAGGCUGAACGACAUGGCGUUGAGAGUGGUCGCGGCUUGGUACCAACUCGGACAGGAUGACUCCUCACAAUGGCCGAAUGGAUCGCUAAGCAGCUCGGCAACAUUCAGCAGUUGGACGAAUGACGAGGUGGGAAAGCUGUACGAGGGAUCUCCAGAUAGUACGGAGACAGGUCUUGUCAACCAAUUCGUGCCUGUUCGCGUUACGGAUGAAGGAGGGGAUCAUGAGAAACUCGCCCGUGAGAUAGCAGCAGAAGGGAUCGUCAUGGUCAAGAACGACGACAACAUGCUCCCACUCGCCAAGGACGGCUCGAACAUCCACUCCAACCGCACCGGCAAAAAGGCUGGCGAGAAGGUCAAAGUCGGCAUCUUCGGACUUGAUGCCUUUUCCCAUCCAAAGGGACCCAAUUCUUGCCCCGACCGCAGCUGUAACGAAUACACUCUCGCAGUGGGUUGGGGAUCUGGAUCCUCCGAGUUCCCGUAUUUGGUCUCCCCGUUUGACGCACUGAACGCCACGUUCGAUCACUCCGCUGUCGAAGUCUCGGAUUAUGCUCACAACGGCAUCAAACUUGUUGACCGGACCUCAGAGAAGCAAGACAUCUGCAUCGUCUUCCUCAACUCCGACUCUGGCGAGGGCUACCUCGAAUGGAAUCAUGUGAAGGGUGACCGCAUUGACCUCAUGCCUCAGAAUCAUGGCCACUUUCUCGCCGAAGAAGUCGCUAAAUCUUGUGGUGGCAAGAAUUCCGACGACUCACCGAACUCCAACACGAUCGCUGUCUUGCAUACUGUCGGACCCACUAUGCUCGAUCCGUGGAUCGACCUGCCUGGAUUGAAGUCCCUACUGAUUGCUCAUCUUCCCGGCCAAGAAUCCGGCAACGCUCUGGCGGACGUAAUCUUCGGCGAUGUCAACCCAUCCGGUCACCUCCCCUAUACCAUCGCCCACAAGGAAGAAGACUACGGCCCCAACAGCAAAAUCCUCACCAAACCCAACCACCUCGUCCCACAACAAAACUUCACCGAAGGCUGGGCAUUCGACUACCGCUACUUCGACCAACAAAACAUCACACCGCGCUACCCCUUCGGCUAUGGAAUGAGCUACACAACCUUCGUCCUCGAUCCCGUCGAACUCACCCUCCUCACAUCCGACAUCUCUCCAACCCCGGCUCCUCGCCCGAAAGACGAAGUGUCCCCUCCUAAACUCGACACCGCCCUCCCCGACCCACAAUCAGCCGUCUUCCCCAAGAAUUUCCACAAAGUCAGAAAUUUCAUCUACGCCUACCUCACCCACGCCUCCGCCGCCAAACCCCACGGUACUCCCUCUUUCCCCUACGGCUACGGCAAACACGACACCCCACACCCUUCCUCCCCGGCGGGUGGAGCCGAAGGCGGAAAUCCUGAUCUCUGGACCGAAAUCGUGUCGGUGAAAACCCGCCUCCGCAAUACGGGGAAUAUGGAGGGGAAAGCAGUAGUGCAGGUGUACAUUUCCUACCCUCCUGAAGCGGAGAAUGAGAUGGAAGAGGGCUUCUUUCCGAAGAAAGUGUUGAGGGGGUUUGAGAAGGUGAGUGUACCGGUUGAGGUUGGUUUCGGGAGGGGGAAGGAAGAGGGAGUGGAGGUUGAGAUUAAGUUGACGAGGAGAGAUUUAUCAUUUUGGAGUGUGCAGGAGCAGAAUUGGGUGUUGCCGAAGGGAGGGUUUGUGGUGUUGGUGGGGUUUGGGAGUGGAGAUUUUGAAGGGGUGGGGGCUACUGGUAUUCUGGGGACGAUUAAAGUGAGGGAUUGA
Zymoseptoria tritici IPO323 is the source of this 2769-nucleotide messenger RNA. RefSeq names its product putative beta-glucosidase (gene MgBGL12). Gene Ontology annotation, molecular function: beta-glucosidase activity. NCBI's taxonomy places the organism in Eukaryota, Fungi, Ascomycota, Dothideomycetes, Mycosphaerellales, Mycosphaerellaceae. Gene Ontology annotation, biological process: glucan catabolic process. The coding region runs from base 1 to 2769 and encodes 922 amino acids. The transcript has a single exon. The record is from RefSeq and is a predicted model, not a curated record.